This is a messenger RNA of Nannospalax galili (Upper Galilee mountains blind mole rat), 1540 nucleotides long. RefSeq names its product heat shock transcription factor 2 binding protein (gene Hsf2bp). The record is from RefSeq and is a predicted model, not a curated record. Bases 1 to 1308 code for a protein of 435 amino acids. NCBI's taxonomy places the organism in Eukaryota, Metazoa, Chordata, Mammalia, Rodentia, Spalacidae. Gene Ontology annotation, cellular component: cytosol. The transcript has 11 exons.
AUGACGUCACGCGAGCGCCGCUCGCAGAGCGUGCCGGGAGCCCGCGUGGUCGGCGUUCCGGAGCCAGUCGGAGCCGAGCCUCCGGAGCGUGUCAAGUGGGAAGAUGCCGACGGCUGCGUAGACGAGACGUGUCUAGACUCCAGUAUGCGGACGGCUGGCUGCGUAGACGGAGUCCAGAGUCUGGAACACGGACGGCGGCUGCGUAGUCCAGACUCCAUUCUGAAACGAUUGUCUCCUCUGGUUUUGCUCCACACUAAGCUCGCGGGUGGAGGUGACAAGGCGCAGAGCGGAGCCGUGGCGGAGGCCAUGGGCGAGGCGGGGCGCGUCGCGGAGCAGAAUGGGCACAUGGGAUUGAAAGAAGAAUUUGUUAAAGUCCGGAAGAAGGAUCUCGAAAGGCUGACCACGGAGGUGAUGCAGAUACGGGACUUCUUACCCAGAAUUCUAAAUGGGGAGGUCCUGGAAAGCUUCCAGAAAUUAAAGAUUGUAGAAAAAAACCUGGAAAGGAAAGAACAAGAAUUAGAGCAGCUGAAAUUGGACUGUGAGCAUUUCAAAUCCCGUCUAGAAACCAUGCAGGCUGACAGCGGGAGGGAGAAGAAGGAGAAGUUGGCCCUUCGACAGCAGCUGAAUGAAGCUAAGCAGCAGCUCCUGCAGCAGGCAGAGUACUGUACGCAGUUGGGAGCUGCCACUUGCACCCUCUUGUGGGGCGUCUCCAGCAGUGAAGAGGUGGUCAAGGCCAUUCUUGGAGGAGACAAAGCAUUGAAGUUUUUCAACAUCACUGGGCAGACGAUGGAGAGUUUUGUGAAGUCACUGGAUGGAGAUGUUGAGGUCGAUUCCGAUGAAAAUCAGUUUGUGUUUGCACUGGCUGGAAUUGUAACAAAUGUUGCCGCCAUUGCAUGUGGUCGUGAAUUCUUGGUUAAUUCCAGUCGGGUGCUCUUGGACACCAUGUUGCAGCUGCUAGGGGACUUGAAGCCGGGCCAGUGCACCAAACUCAAAGUGCUAAUGCUGAUGUCCCUGUACAAUGUGAGCAUCAAUUCAAAAGGCUUGAAAUAUAUCAGUGAAAGUCCUGGGUUCAUCCCUUUGCUGUGGUGGCUUCUGAGUGACCCAGAUGCAGAGGUGUGUCUUCAUGUACUACGGCUCAUCCAGUCUGUAAUUCUGGAACCAGAAGUCUUCUCCAAGUCCGCAUCAGAGCUCCUGAGCUCCCUGCCUCUGCAGCGUAUAGUGGUCAUGUCCAAGAGCCGCAACCCCCACCUGAAGACUGCUGCCCAGGAGCUCCUGGAAGACCUAAACGCCCUGGAGCGUAGUAUGUAGGUGUGCUUGGGGGGCGGGGGUUGGCAAGAAAGCCAGUUCCUUCCCCUGCCCCCUCUUUUGUGUUCAGAUGGUCACUUAUGCGAUGCGUUAUAGAUGGCCAGCAGUGAUUGACUAGAGAUGGGCACGUUGGGAUGCACCCUUAGCUCCCCCUUGAGAGCAGCUACCUCAUAGGUAGGUGGGUGGUUGAUCUGCCAGAGAGGGCACCAGAAAGGAUGUUUCUUUCAGAAAGCCC